Pseudo-nitzschia multistriata is the source of this 982-nucleotide messenger RNA. NCBI's taxonomy places the organism in Eukaryota, Bacillariophyta, Bacillariophyceae, Bacillariales, Bacillariaceae. The record is from the annotation of a GenBank genome assembly.
GACCUGAAAACUUCAAGUAGACRUAACGUACGGUAUGUUUCGACAGAUACUGUACCGCUAGGACUAGCAAGUAUUCCYAAUGAGAAGAAUAGCGGCAGCUGCGACAUUCAUAUUUCCUAGAAAAUAAAUUUUACGUCAAGAACGUACACUACAUCCCCUUGCAACAUGAUGAAAGGAACAAUAAGAUCCCUUCCUUAUUAUGGAAGUACAAAAAAUUUGUUCCAUCUAGCCUUGGUUCUGUUUCUUGGAAUCUCUACCACGCACGCAUUCCAAUAUCCUCGAAAUCACCAAAAUCACCAAUCGAGCGGAUCCUCUUCUCAAUACAACAAAAUAAACAGUAUUCACUACGAAGGAUGGUCUUCUUCUGCUGUGCGUCCGAUUCGAUACGAUCGUUCGAUCCGACUCUCUGGUGGAUUCAUGGACGACCUCCAGGGCUUUUUCAAGAGGUUUACCACUAGGGCAAGUGCGUCCCACAUUCUCAUCAAGGGUGGGGCCGAGGCUGAGAACAAACUAGAAGAUCUCAAGGUAGAGAUCGGAGACUCUCCGGUGGCCUUUGCCAAGGCUGCGGCGCAGUACAGCGCUUGCCCUUCCGGCUCGAGCGGAGGAGACCUHGGCUCGUUUGGACCGGGCGCGAUGGUCAAGGAGUUCGAUGCUGUAGUUUUCAACGAGCCGAUUGGGGUGGUUCACGGUCCUAUUAAGACCCAGUUUGGGUACCAUUUGAUUUAUAUUCGAGAUAGAACGGAAUAAAAGACUCAAAACAGGCGACUCGAUGUAUCAGCUGCCAUCCACGUUAAGAGAUAUUGAAAUGAUGAAGGCUGAAUGUGUGUGGAGAAACUAUGUCCUAUGAACUAUGUUCUUCUUKGUGUGGAUUUUAGUAAUGGYGUGUGUGUUCCUAGAACAUAUACUAGAACAUAUGCUAAAGAGUAGUGACUAGUAGUGCAUAGUUGUUAGCCAGUAUUGCAAAUAAAUAAUUCGGAAAUAG